UGGGGGUCCCCGUGGGUGGGGGUAUCUGUACAUUGGGGUGCCCUCUUCCCUGUGUGGGGACUGUGAACAGUAGCUGUGUCAGUGUCCCCCCUUGGGAGGGGUGAUCCCCCGCCCCCCAAGCACCUCUCCCAACUCCCAGGUGCGGUGAUCAUGGUGCUGCUGUCUGGGGAUGGGACAGGAACUGGGGAGUCACGUGGCCCUGGGGGGAGUCUGAAGGGGGAGCAGCAGCAGGUCUGGCCCAACUCAGGGGGGGAGAAAGAUGCGCAGGGCCUGGAGGGGGAGCAGCAGGAGCAGGUGGUGGCAGCGGUGGAGGAGGAAGACUAUGAGGAGUAUGAGGAUUUCUCUGAGCUGCCCGACACCUGCAGCAUCGCCUCGGAUGAUUCCUUCUACCCACCUUGUGCUGAGGAGGAUGAGGAGGAGAGCUGGUCCCUGGGGGAGUCGGAUGUCAGCAGCCCCGAGCCGCUGAGCCUCUUCCGAGCCUGCUGCACCAACAACGCCGUGGUGCUGAGGGCGCUGAUGCGCCAGGGGCCCGAGGAGGAGGAGGUGCGGGAGACCGACCGCAACAACCGGACUGGCCUUAUUGUUGCCUGUUACCAAGGUUUUGUGGAUAUUGUAAUAGCCUUAGCACAGUGCCCUCAUGUUGAUGUAAACUGGCAGGACAAUGAAGGGAACACGGCUCUAAUUACAGCUGCGCAGGCAGGGCAUAUAACCAUUACAAACUACUUGUUGAACUAUUUUCCUGGUCUUGAUAUUGAGAAGAGGAAUGUAUUUGGAUUCACAGCCCUGAUGAAAUCUGCAAUGCAAGGCCGAACUGAAUGUGUCAGAGCCUUAAUGUUGGCAGGGGCAGAUGUCCACGCGACUGACCCAAGCCGUGGAAUGACUCCACGGGAAUGGGCUUGUUACACAGGAAGAUCAGAAGCAGCCUUCCUCAUGCAGAGGCUGAUGGACAGGCCAUGCCCUGAGCAGUUUUGUGACCAGUAUAAGUCAGAAUGGCCAAAGAUGAAGGAACUUCUUGCCAAGGCCGCAGAACCAAAAAACUGUUUGCAGAGGAUUUCGGAGGGUGUGAGGUCAGCAAUGUCAUUCAGGGCUUCCUGUGGCCCUGAAGAAGAUGGCGUCCUUGACCACAUGGUUAGGAUGACUACAAGUUUAAACAGCCCCUUUAUUGCCAUAUCUUGCAGGACUGUGUGCCCAGGGAGCCCACCCUGCGUGGGGAAACGCACACUGGCUGUGCAGGAAAUCCUUAGGAAGCAAAGAGCCCAGGAUAUCCGAUCUCAGGACAAAGACCACGUUAGCAGCUAUGAGAAAUUAUUUCAGAACUCCAGAGUCAUGUUGAUCCCCAAAAAGAAGGACCGGCGGGCUAGUCUGCAGCCCCUCAGCCUCACAGUAGCUCACAUGAACACUGUGGUCACAAGGAAAGCAAGCCUCCUGCCACUGCACCUACUGAGAAGGAGCAGUGUGAGACCAGGAUUUGUCAUCCCCAAAGUGCGUGUCAACAAGGCUCCUCCACCCACCUACCAACCAGAGAAAGUGAGGAGGAAGAGCAGUGCCAAAGACGGCACUUAUCUACAGAUUCCCAAAUGGAGAUACAAAGAGCUGAAGGAGGAGCGGAAGAAAGCAGAGGAAGAAGAGAAGAGGAAAGCAGCAGAGGCUCAGACACUGAGGCAGGGGUCUCCGCAGAAGAACAGGACAUGACUCAAUGGUGGGGAUGAUGUCAGACAUUCCAUUGUUAACAGACUGGGCACAUCAAAGUAGGGGCAACUAAACUGAAUAAUGGCCCUAUGGCACUGAAAUAGCACAUGGGCUAUCACUGACUGUAUCUGGUGGAGUGUGAGGAACUCUUGGGGCUGAAGUGUAAAAAAUGGUUUGUUUGCCCACUGGCAGAAAAUUGAGGUGGUGAUUUUUUCCCAAAAUUAACAGCUGAGAAACAGCCUUCGUGGCGCAUAUUCAUGACAGAGCCAUGUUUUGUGUUCAUUUUCUACUGGAUAAAAUUGAGGGCUUCAGCUUUUGAUAUUAGUCACUCUCCCUUCCCCUUCGGUAGGACCGUAUGAAUUGCAAUGCUUUGUAAUAAUAAUGAAAACCACAAUGAGUUUAAGGUUUGCCACAAUCUUGGUCCAGUAGGUGGAGGGUAAUGAAUCCAGGGCUAUAUGUAAUGCAUAUCUUUUUGAAUAUGGUAAAGCACUUUAUGAUUAACAUUUUAAUUCUGAAAACCAGAGUUUAAGACAUCAAAGGUAUCAAAUGCUACACAUGUACUGUCUGAAUGAAUGUAAUUCUUAACGCUAUUGGUUUUACUCUUUGAAGAUAAAAAUGGCUGCAUAUCUAAUGUAUACACUGUCUCAACAACUGAGAUAAUCAGAACCCCACUUGAUGUAAAUCAACCUGGCUCCAUAAACAUCAAUGGAGCGACACCCAUUUACACCAGCUGCGGAUUUGGCCCAAUUUUUUAAUGUCAUGAUCAACUUUAAGAUUUCCCUCCUCCCUUACGGUUUUUCCUUUACUUGCUAUCGACCUUCUUCUCUUUUGUCUCAGGGAAUGUGCUAUUCCACUCUCGGAUCAUUGCAUUUACCUACAAAAUCAUCAGAUGGUUGAAGGUUCUUUUACUAAAUCUAAGUUUGCCCCUUGGGAAUGGUCCAGCGUACAACCAGAAAGGACCAGAUGAUCACUCAAAUAAUGAAAUUGUCUUCUCAUACCUUCAAGAAGUAGAUCAAGGAUAGUGAGUGCAGCAGUACGCUAUGAAAAUAAUCAAAAAGGUCAUAUGAGGCAGCCCAUUCACCAGCAUUUGGAAAUCCAGGAUAGUCAUCCUGGCGAGGGUCUGACAUAGUACAUCGUGGGUGCUAAAUGGGGAGUGCUGCAUCUACCAUCUCCAUCCCAGUCCUUGGGAAACUAUUUCUUAAUAUCAAAUUCACAGCAGGAAUCACCCAAGCUGUUCUUAAACUGGCAAAUGAGGAGCAACGUGCCAGGCAUAUUGUUCCAUACCCUUCCUGAAUCCCAUAAAACUAAUAAGGUAGGCUGCAUAUGGUAGCUUUGCCAGCAUCAAAGCCCUAUGACUUUCAGAGCAAUUCCCUAAGUCCCACACAUAAUCCUAGCUGUAACGUUAGAACGUGAGUGGCAUUUAUGGCCACAGAAAUGGACCGUUCCUGUAUGCACAUAGCCCUUUUGAAACUCAGAGUUUAUUUCAGUCCCUAUUAAGGCUAUUUUGGUUCUAUCAAGAAGAAAGUGUACAGGGCAUAGGAAACCACUUGUAAAUUUAGGAAUUUUCUAUAGAUUUUUUUUUAUAGCAAGUUAGCUGACAAACUUUGGUAAGGGCUCUGUGCUUGCUACUUGCAGUAGAAAGAUAAUGUUAAUAGUAUUCAAAAGAAAACAGCAAGGCAUACAGUAAAUAAUCCAUCUAUGUUUUUAUAUUUCCUUCCAUUUCAAAA
Molecule: messenger RNA, 3416 nt
Organism: Chrysemys picta bellii (western painted turtle)
Lineage: Eukaryota; Metazoa; Chordata; Testudines; Emydidae
Gene: ANKRD33B
Product: ankyrin repeat domain 33B
Molecular function (GO): protein binding
Source: RefSeq, a predicted model, not a curated record